Molecule: messenger RNA, 820 nt
Organism: Acanthoscelides obtectus
Lineage: Eukaryota; Metazoa; Arthropoda; Insecta; Coleoptera; Chrysomelidae
Source: the annotation of a GenBank genome assembly
CCCCACCUUUGACGGUUGACCGUUGAGUUACAGAUUGUCAUGCGAGUUUUGACGUUUAAAUCCUAACCUUGUUCAACUGUAUUUUGAAAGUACUUAUAAUGAAAUCCUACAGCAAUAGCAUUAAUACUUAAAAGUAAAAAUUGUCAUUGGACAGUUCGCGGCUCAGACAUUUACUUUGGAAUGAAUUCAGUGUAACGAGGCAAAUAUUACCAUUUUUGCCACCUCGGCUUUCUGUUAUGAACAAGCUUGUAUCUGGCCUUUUUGAAUCUGUAGCUUAUGUAAUAAAGUACGGAUGCUUAGUGCACUGUACUUUCGAACAUGUUGCUGAUUUCGUAAUGGUAUGCUCUUCCAAAAUUCAUCACUUUAAGAUUAUUAUUACAUAUCUUUUAGUGUUCAGGUCCCUCUAUGGAACCCACAAUUCAUUCAGAUGAUAUCCUAUUAACAGAACACAUCUCACCAGUAAGGGGCAAAAUAAGCAGGGGAGACAUUAUUAUAGCAAAGUGCCCUACCAAUCCUAAACAGCAAAUUUGUAAAAGGGUUGUUGGAAUGCCUGGAGAUAGGGUAAGAACUGGCAUUGCUUCAUGGCAGAUAGUUCCUAUAGGCCAUGUAUGGUUAGAAGGUGAUAAUUCUAGAAAUUCUACAGAUAGUAGGGUGUAUGGGGCUGUACCUCAGGGACUCAUAAGAAGUAGGGCAGUCUGUAGAGUCUGGCCUCUUGAAAGUGUACAAUUUCUUACAAAUGAUAGGUGAACAUUUUUUUAUUUUGAAUAUGGGAUGUGCUGUGUAACAGUGUGUCAUGUCAAUAUAUUUUAUUUUAAAUAUA